UGUCCUGCCCCUUCUGUGCCUCUGUUAGUGGCAGUCUUGGGAACGACGGCGAGUGCUCAACAUGGCGGCGUGGAGCAAGAGGCCGUCCCGGUGGAGGAGAAACACCUGAACGGAGAGCUGCUUUUGGAGCCCGAGGAAAGAGAGAGCGCUGGCGGGGCCGCCGCCGAUGAAAACGCCAAGAAGAAACGCAAGAAGAAAAAAGAAAAGCAAAGGAGGCGCAGUCGGACAACAAGAGACUGAAAAAGAGUUAGAGGCAACACUGAUGAGGUAGCAAACCAACUAGAUAAACAAACACUGGAAGAAAAGGAUAAAGAUGAUGAUGAUGAAGAUGGUGAAGGAGACGGUGAUAGUGCAGCAGGAAAGAAAAGAAGAAAAAAAAAAAAAGAAAAAGAAGGACCAAAGGUUCAGACAGAUCCCCCAUCUAUUCCAAUAUGUGACUUGUUUCCUAGUGAAUUUCCAAAAGGAGAGGAAUGCGAAUAUCCAGCAACGCAAGAUGGGAGAACGGCUGCUUGGAGGACUACAAGUGAUGAAAAGAGAGCACUAGAUCAAGCGAAUGAAGAGAUCUGGAAUGACUUCAGAGAGGCUGCUGAAGCACAUAGACAAGUGAGGAAAUAUGUUAUGAGCUGGAUCAAGCCUGGAAUGACCAUGAUUGAAAUUUGUGAAAAACUAGAAGAUUGUUCACGGAAGUUGAUACGAGAAAAUGGCUUAAAUGCUGGGCUUGCAUUUCCCACGGGGUGUUCUCUGAAUAAUUGUGCAGCCCACUAUACCCCCAAUGCUGGAGAUCCAACUGUUUUGCAGUAUGAUGAUAUCUGCAAGAUAGAUUUUGGAACACAUAUUAAUGGUCGUAUCAUUGACUGUGCUUUUACUGUCACAUUCAAUCCAAAAUAUGACAAGCUCUUACAAGCUGUAAAAGAUGCAACUAAUGGAAUAAAGUGUGGAAUAGAUGUUCGCCUCUGUGAUGUUGGUGAGGCUAUCCAGGAAGUCAUGGAAUCUUAUGAAGUUGAAAUUGAUGGCAAAACCUAUCAAGUGAAACCUAUUCGGAAUCUGAAUGGGCACUCCAUUGGGCCAUACAGGAUACACGCAGGCAAAACUGUUCCCAUUGUGAAAGGAGGAGAAGCAACAAGAAUGGAAGAAGGAGAAGUAUAUGCUAUAGAAACCUUUGGUAGCACAGGAAAGGGAGUUGUUCAUGAUGAUAUGGAAUGUUCUCAUUAUAUGAAGAACUUUGAUGUUGGACAUGUGCCAAUAAGGCUUCCAAGAGCAAAACACUUGCUGAAUGUUGUCAAUGAAAAUUUUGGUACUCUUGCCUUUUGCCGUAGAUGGUUAGAUCGUCUGGGAGAAAGUAAAUACCUAAUGGCACUGAAGAACCUAUGUGACUUGGGUAUAGUGGACCCAUAUCCUCCUCUAUGUGAUAUUAAAGGCUCAUACACAGCACAGUUUGAGCACACCAUAUUAUUGCGUCCAAUGUGCAAAGAAGUUGUCAGCAGAGGAGAUGACUAUUGAAAUUUCAAAGCCAUUACCUCACUUAUGUACUCUGUUGGAACAUGUUAUGCCAGAAUAAAUUUGCAGUCUGUUUUAACAGUCAACUCAAUGUGAUAACUUUCCAUGUUCAGAAGAAAAGAAUUUAAUCAAAGGCAAGUUCUCUAAUGUAACUAAGGAAAAAAAAACAGCUACUGGGGCUUCUAGAAUAUUUCAGAUUACUUUUAUAUUUUUCUUUUGUGAGAAAUAUGCUACAAAGUGUUAUUUUUAGUUUAGAAUGAGUUAUACAUAUUGUUUGAAAUAUUUCUGAAAAUAUGUUUUUCAGGUAUUUAUAUUACCAUAUUCUUACUUGAAUGCUUUGAAUGAUCACAAAUAAUUUCUGCACCUAAACUGUCUUUGCUGUUGCCUUUUAAACUGCCUGGAAUGCAUUUUGUAAAAUUA
Molecule: messenger RNA, 1917 nt
Organism: Thamnophis elegans (Western terrestrial garter snake)
Lineage: Eukaryota; Metazoa; Chordata; Lepidosauria; Squamata; Natricidae
Gene: METAP2
Product: methionyl aminopeptidase 2
Biological process (GO): proteolysis
Molecular function (GO): metalloaminopeptidase activity
Source: RefSeq, a predicted model, not a curated record